UCCAAUGGCAAGAAUCCAACACACACAAAACUCCAUUCACCAACUAUAAAUACUAUGCCUUACUUAACUACUCUCACACUUCAACAUUAAAUCACAAAUCACAAUAUUAGAAGAAAGAGAUGGCUUGCAAGGUUCAGAAAAGGGUAUCAUUGCGCAGAAGACUUCAAAUUCUGAGAGUCCUUACCAACUCAAACAACAAUGCCAAAACUAACAGAAAUUCCAUUGCAAAGACUACUUUUCAACACAUACACAAGCUAAAGCUUGCACUCGAAACUAUCAAAAGAGAGUAUGAAAAUCUGUUAGCUACCAGAAGAGACUACACUACCCUAUUGAAUAAUGUCAAAGAUAACGAGGAAGUUAAAGUAGAGAAAAUAAGGGGAGGAACAUUUAUGGUGAGGGUAACAUGUGAGAAAGGAGGUGACAAGUUGGUGGCUAUUUUAGAGGCAUUUGAAGAGAUGUGUGUGAAUGUUGAGCAAGCAAGAGUUUCAUGUGAAAAUGGAUUUUCUAUGGAAGCUAUUGUUGUGGCUAAGGAGGAUAAAACUGUUGAUGUUAGAGAUGUUACUCAACUGCUUCUAAAAGCUAUUGGAAACCAGAGUGGAGAAAAGGAUUCAAAAGCGGUUCACAACCUUACUAAUUUCUGAAUUUUCAACUACACUGAUUUGUUUAAUCUUGUGUACCUCAACCACUUUUUUCUCUUUAACCUAUUUCAUGUUGCUCUGUUAUAUUUGUAACAGUGUUGUUGAAUGAUGACAUGAGAAGGAUAAAUAUUGUUUCGACUGCUUGGAUUCCUUCUCCAUUUUCUUCUUUCUAUUUUAAAAUAUUCAAAUAUUCAUAUUUGAUACUCACUUCGAUA
This is a messenger RNA of Cicer arietinum (chickpea), 853 nucleotides long. RefSeq names its product transcription factor BHLH3. Gene Ontology annotation, cellular component: nucleus. Lineage: Eukaryota; Viridiplantae; Streptophyta; Magnoliopsida; Fabales; Fabaceae. Gene Ontology annotation, biological process: regulation of DNA-templated transcription. Gene Ontology annotation, molecular function: sequence-specific DNA binding; DNA-binding transcription factor activity. The record is from RefSeq and is a predicted model, not a curated record.